GUCAAAGAGAGAGAGGUGAAAAAUUCUUUGGAUGUUUACUGGAGGAAAAGUGGGUGAAAGCACCCUUAAAAAUUCCAAAACAGAAUUAAAAACACACUAAAUCCACUAGGAAGAAGUCUGCCCUUUUCCGCGAACUUUCCGGCACUUUGCGAUGGCUGCGUGGAAUCCGGCGUGGCAGGCACAGUUUGCCGCUGUGCAGAACAUCAACGAGGCAAUGUACAAUGCCAUGACGCCGGACCAGAAGAUGCAGAUCCAGCAGAAUUGGCAACAGUGGCAAGCGUAUCAGGAGCAAUACGCUCAGUGGCACGCUCAAUAUGGGGAGCAAUACGAGAAGGAGAUGCAGAAGCAGAAGCCGGCGCAGACACAACCGGCGCAGCAAUUGAGAUAUCAUCCGUACAAACAGGUGCAGCAAGUGCAACAGACUCAGCAGCAAGUCAUGAUGGCACAGAUGCAGGCGAGCCAGAGCGCUUAUGCGGGCUAUCAACAGACUGUGGCUUACCAGACGCCAUCUCUGGCGAUGUAUCAGGUUCAGGCGGCUUCCAUUCCGCAGGUUCCGAUGGGAAUGGCACAGCCUCCGCCUCCACCACCGCCGCCAGAGGCUGAGCCGCCUCCCCCGCCGCCGCCGAUGGAGCACAAGCAGCCGCAUGGCCCGCAGCCGCUCAUGGGACAAUCAUUCGGUGGGCAAUUCAGUCAAAAUGUGCAGCAGGAUUGGCUGAAAGGGCCACGACAGCAGUGGAAUGCGAAGAAUCAGAGGCAGAAUCAGGCGCCAGGAGGGAGAAACAAUCCGAACCAGAGGAAUCCCAAUCAGCAGAAUCAAUUCAACCAGGGAAGGAAUCAACAGAAUCAGUUUGGCCAGGGAAAGAAUCAAUUUGCACAAGGGAAGAAUCAGCAAAAUCAAUUUGGUCAGAAGAAUAACAAGCAACAACAGAGUCAAUUUGGUCAAGCGAAGAAUCAGCAGAAUCAAUUCAAGCAGGGAAGAAAUCAGCAGAAUCCACAGAAUCAAUUUGCGACGAAUCAGCGGAAUCCAAGAGGUCCGCCUGGUCUGAUGGACAACUUCCAGCAGAAUCAGCAGAACUUUGGGCAGUUCAAUCAGCGUCAGCAGAAUUUCGGACAGAAUCAGCAGCGGAAUCAGCGCGAUUCGUGGCAGCAAAACAGGCAGAAUUGGAGCAAUCAAGGGAGUCAGCAGCAAAACAGACAGUCUUGGAGUAAUCAGGGCAAUCAGCAGCAGAAGAAACAAUCCUGGAGCGACCAAGGAUACGAUGACUACGAGCAGGAGGAAGAUUACGAGGAGGAAUACUAUGAAGAUCAGUUAAACGUGGCGAAUGCGCAACAAAAGAGCAGCGAUGAUAAGUUUUACGAGGAUAACUUCGAUGAUUGCCCUCAAGGAUCGUCUCAAUUGCCCGAGUCUGCUGACAAGAGUCCGCAGAAGGAGCCAGAAGCUAAGGAACCAGCGAAGGCAGUCGCCAGUGGUUCUCAGGUGGUGGACGAGGACGAAUUGCGCUUCGAUGAGCAGUUCAAGAAGUGGGAAGAGCAGUUCUUCAACUGGAAGCAGCAGAAUGUCAAUCAUCCGGAUCGCCGAGCGUACAGAGAGUAUGAAAUGAAAUUCGAGGAGUGCAGGAAUAAUUUGCUGGAGCGUCGAGAGCAGAUGAGGCGUCGCAAGGCGAAGGAGAAGAUGGAAAAGAUGGAGAAGACGAAGGAUCAAGAGGUGCUGAAGGCGGAUCAGCAGCAGGAAGCUGAGAAGCCACAGGAAUCGACAGAGUCUCAGGAAGCUGAUGAGAUGCAGGAUGUGAGGAAGGAAGAGCCGCAGAGGGAUGAGAAUUUGCAGAAUCUCUUCAAUUCCUCCACGUCAAAGUCAAUUCCUGGAUUGGAUUUCUUGUCGGAAGAGGCGAAAAAUGUGCCGGAAAGUGAUGAGAAAGUGGACGCUGUGGCGAAUAGAGGAGCGGAUUUGGCUGAGAUCUCCAAGAAUAUCACGUCACUGCUUCAGACGUCGAACUUGAUGAACAUUCUGUCGAUGGUGAAGGGAAGUGGCAAGGAAAAUGCGCCGCAAGAUUCGCCCAAUCAGUGUGAUAAUAACAAUGCGAGGCAUCAGGAGAAUGUCGAACAGUGGAAUGACAGUGAAGAUCCUUGGGCUGAAAGGGAGGCGGAGAGAUUUGGUGGCUUCCAGGGUCAAAGGGACUUUGGGCGGCGAUUUAAUGAUGAUCGCGAUCGAGGAUAUCAGGACAAUUUCCAUGGGCAGAACGAGGGUCGAUUUAGAGACAAUUUCAGACAGAAUGAUGCUGGAUUUCGAGGUAAUUUCGGCCAGAAUGAUCGCAGAUUUGCCGAUCAAUAUGGCAUGAAUGAUCGCUUUGGCGAUCGUGGAAGGAUGUUUGAUGAUUAUGCGCAAGGACGAAGGUUUCAGGACUUCGAUCGCGGCAUGAAUCGGCCGGAGGAGGAGAAUUUGAGUCAACAUUCGGGUGGAAAUUGGCGAGAUCGACGCUACGAUUAUGCUGAUCGCAUGAAUGACUUUGAUAACUCGCACAGUUCCUUCUCCAAUCACAACAUCGACGAUUCCACUGACUUCCGGCCGGCGCAGGUGAUUGACUACACAAAUAUGCCCAGAGAAUCUGUCCAGGAGCCGCUGAACAGCCGGAAGGCCUUCGAUGACAUCCUAAUUCCGGCGAAAGUUGUGGAUUAUGGACACAAGAAGACGAGCGAUUCGACGCCUUCGCUGGGCAAUCGAAGGGAGGAUUUUGUGCUCAACAUGACGACAAUCGACUAUGGACACGCGUCGAAGGAUAACAAGGGGAAGAAGGGCAAACCGGAGGUGGCAAAGUUCCACAGAUCGAAGAAGGAUCUCAAGAAGAUCCAGAGAGAAACGAUUAUUGAAGCGGCCAAGAAGAGGCGAAAGCAGCGAGUGGAGAAAUUGACAGAGAUUUUCAGCAGCACCGCUGAAUAUCCUGGCAAAUGGACACUCAUUGGUGAGAGACAACCUUUCCCGGACUUUCCCACCAAGAGAGGCGCCCGGAAGACGCGCAGCGGUAAGAAACAGUUGCCGAAAGAGCAGCGACGAGAGUUGGCGAAGAAAGCGGCGGAAAUGAAUAAGCUGGAGAAUGCUUAUGAGGGCAUUUCGGAUGAUGAAGAUGACGAUGAGUUGGAGAUGCAGAAAGAUGAAAUGGAAAUUAUUGACUUGGAUGACGAAUCUCUGCCAGAUGUUGAUGAAGUGCAAGGAGUGCAAGGAGUGCAAGAAGUGAAGCAAGAGGAUGAAAUGAGUGAUGCAUCGCUUCCGGAUGCGGGAGAAUUUGAUUUUCCGGAUGCUGAGCAAUUCCUGAGGGAGCAAGAAUUGAAGAGAAAGGCGAAAGAAAGUGCGGCAAAAGAGGAGAAAUUGCCUGUUGAGGAGAAGACGCCAUUUGUGGUGGCAAUUAAGGAGAUUCUAGAACAGCCACAUCGAAAAGUGCGACCGAAGAGGAUCUGUGUUAUCUUCCGAGGACCGCCGGGCAGUGGCAAGACGUACUUUGCCAAGCUGAUUAAGGACAGAGAAGUGGAAUUUGGUGGUUCAGCGCCGAGAAUUCUCAGUAUUGAUGAUUAUUACAUGACUGAAGUGGAUGAAAAGAUGUUGUGUCCGGAGACAAAUAAGCCAAUUGAGGUGAAGAAGCUGAUUUACACCUUCGAAGAGGGUGUUGAGGAGCAAUAUAUGCAGUAUUUGCUUAAAUCCUAUCGCAAGACGAUAACAGAUGGCUAUUUUGACUUCAUCAUUGUCGAUUGUGUCAAUAAGGAUCUUGGGAAGUAUCAGGAUUUUGUCAAUUUUGGGAAAGUCAAUGGAUUCACGGUUUUCACUUGCGAGAUGAUCUUGGACGCGGAGACGUGUUUCCAGAGGAAUACUCAUGGCAGGAAGAGGGCGGAGAUUGAGGAGAUUCUGGACAAAUGGCCUUCGCUGCCGGCGGAUGUGGUGAGAAUCAGUCAGAAAUCACUGGAGGUUCUUCAUCAGGAGGCUGAAGAGCGACGAAUGCAGACUGAACAAGUGACAGAAGAGCAAUUUUCCGUGAGUUCAGAAUGGAAUGAAGAUGAAGAUGAGGAGGAAGAAGAGACUGAAAAGGAUGAAAAUGACACAAUUGAUGAGGCAUCAGAGUUUGGAUUGUUGAAGAGUAAAUGGGAUUCGGAUCGCACAGAAGAACAGCUAGCGCGUCUGGAUGGCACGAGCAAACCGCUGAGGCACACGACGAUGGAGGAUUUCCUGCAGGACGCGGACGAUCUGAUGGUGUUUGAUAAAGACUCAAAACCAGGCCAAAAGAGGGUGCGCUGGGCGGACAUUGAGGAGCGCCGGGCGCAGGAGAAGAUGCGCGCCAUUGGCUUCGUGGUGGGCCAGACGGACUGGAGUCGCAUGAUGGAUCCGACGCAGGGCAGCUCGGCGCUCACGCAGACAAAGUACAUCGAGCGCCAUCCCAAGUAGAUCUUCUUCUUCUUCAGCAACAACAACAAAUUGCACGGCAUCGAUUGGCCGCGCUGUGCGAGGCAUUGAAAAAAAAACAGAAAUUACACUUUUAUUGCAAAACA
Phlebotomus argentipes is the source of this 4530-nucleotide messenger RNA. It is a transcript of the gene ZAP3, whose product is annotated as trichohyalin. Bases 152 to 4426 code for a protein of 1424 amino acids. Lineage: Eukaryota; Metazoa; Arthropoda; Insecta; Diptera; Psychodidae. Gene Ontology annotation, cellular component: nucleus. The record is from RefSeq and is a predicted model, not a curated record. Gene Ontology annotation, biological process: regulation of telomere maintenance. The transcript is spliced from 9 exons.